AUGACAUGGGGUGUUGUAAGAAUGGUUGGCUCUCAGCAAAAUUUUGGUUGUCUGGCAGUGUAUGAGGAUUCUGCUGGGAUUCAGCUGAAGAUUCAGCUUGGGAUUGAGCUGGCAAUUUUUGCGAAUUGCAGUGAAAUCUCCAGUUUCCUUUUAAUACUAGGAGGAUCCACCAAGAUCUCCAGUCUUAUCGCAGGUCCUACACAACGUACACUCAACACCCUGGCCAAUGGUGAACCUGGAAACCUUACCCCAAGUGCCGAACUUCCUCCUCUAGUGGACAACUUUUUCUCACAAGUAAUGCGGCCGUUCCUGAAAGGCACCACCAACCAUUCAGUUGUCAUCGACAUCACUGCACUUACAGUCGCACAAAAGCCUUUGUUCCUCUCUGAUUUACAGACUUUUUUCAAUGGCAACAAACAUUUGUGGGCUGGUACCGAUCAAAUUUGCUGCAAAUACAAUCGUCUACUGCCUUACCAGUAUGGCCAUCAAGAUGGCAGACUGGCUCAGCUCCAUGCUGAUAUGACCAACAACUUCAGCCAAUUUGACGCGAUUGUUGACUGUGGCUAUGUCACUGGUAGCAGUGGCCUGUACGCCGGCAGUGGCUAUGCCGUUCUAGUGCUAUCCCCACCUAAUUCCACCCACUCCUCUGUAAAACUCUCCCAUUCACUGAACUGGUCUUACCAGCCUCUCGACUACUCCUCGGAUACUGGUACCCUCUCCUCUGACUUUGACCAUGUCAGUAUUUUCGUAACAUGGGCUGCCAUGCCUCCUUUCUGCCGAUACUGUCACUCGGAUAAACACGCCCUGAUCAAUUGCGAUUUACUCAAAAAAGCUACCAUGUGUUGCCUAUGCAACGCUGGAGGUCACAUAGCCAAGUCCUGUCCCUGCAAGAAUGAAUCUUCUGUAACCUCACAGAAACGCCGUAAGAUUCUGGUCGUACAAGAGACACCUCAACCCUCAACACCCUCUUCUUCUAUCGUUGUGCCUCCUCUUCCCUCAUCCUCUUCCACCAAUGUUCCGACAACUACAGGCCGUGUCAAAUGCAUUCAAGGUUCUCUAGAGCGAUCUGUGACACGCUCUCAGGCCUCUCUUGUAGUACCUAAUGCUCUGAACAAUCCUAACCCCAUCAAGGAACACAAGUUACCUUUGCCUUUACAACCUAAUACUAAUAUUUCUCCUACCCAUACUGCUUCUACAAUCUCUGACUAUCUAUCUUUGGCUUCCUCUCUACCCUUCUUCUCAUGCAAACUGAACAUUGGCACUAUCAACUGUUGCGGUCUAGCCAAAACAGCAGAUAUUUCUUCUUGUAACCAGUUUAUUCGAUACCUACUAACUCGCUCCCUAGAUCUGCUUGCACUUCAAGAAACGCAUGCAACCUCAACAUUGCAAGACACCUUUCACUCCCAAUUUCAGGCCAAAACUAGCUUCUGGUCCGUCCACUGCGGCCUCAUCUCAUUCUCCUCUGAUAUCAUUCUUAGCAACUCGUUUACUAGUCCUUGUGGCUGCAUUAUUUCCAGCACUGUCUCUCAUUUAUCUAUGUUCCUCCCAAUAGACAAGACAAAUUCUCCUUCUUGUCCUCUCUCUGCACUCAACUUCCAUCCAUAUUUCCUUUCCUCUCCAUGCCAUACGGUCAUAUUGCGUGAUUUCAACUACACUUAUUCUCCUGCUUCCCCAAGGGUUCGGCAGGCGCCUCACAACUGGCUCAAGUACAUCAAUGAGUUCUUUACUGAUGGGAUCACCCCACCCGGACAGAUUUCCAAUUCGACUUUCCAUCGAGGACUAUCCCAAUCAUGUAUUGAUUAUCUGUUUGUCUCCUCUGAUAUGGCUUCUUCCAUCCACUUUGACCACAGUAGAACUACUUAUGUCCAACCAGCUUGGUCUGAUCAUUUUCUACUGUCUGCUCAAUUACGAUUAUCCCCAGCCACGCAUGCUUCCUCGUUGGUCAAUGCGGUUGGAAAAGGGUUGUGGCGUUCCCACCCUUGGUUGGCAAAUAAUUGUCUCUUUUGUACACGCCUCACCCAAUCUCUACAUAGUUGCGUUCACAACUUUGCUCCAGGACUAUCCCAUGCCACCAAAUGGGAAGCACUUAAGGCUACUACUGCAAAAGUAGCCAGAACAUUUAAAGAUCUUCUUCAUCGAAAACAUGCGGGUAUCACCAAAAAGCUAGUGACUGAUCCUUCACUUUUACCUGUCCUCUCUCCGCAAUUGCUCGUUGUUGAGCACCAACUCUCACAACUGCAGCAAUACCAUGUGGAAAACCUGGCACUACGUUCUGGUCUAUGGUGGCGUGAACUCAGAGAAUCCUCACCUGGAUAUCUGAAACAAUCUAUUGCUUCUCGGGCCUCUCGAAAAUUGAUCCCUCCUCUGUGGAAUCCAGCAACCUCUUCUAUCUGCACAUCUCAAGAAGAAAUGCUAGAGACUACCACUCAAUUUUAUUCUGAUCUUUACUCACCUGAUGAUGUUGACCAGGCUGCAAUUGACAACCUGUUGAACGUCCUUCCCACACACCUCCACAUCUUCUCGUCUACAGCAGAAUCUCUGGUUGCACCCAUUAUGUACAACGAUUUGCUGGAUGCUUUUUCGCGAUCCCCUCAAAAAUCCUCUCCUGGCAUGGAUAGUCUCCCAUACGAACUGAUCUGGCUUGUUGUGAUAUUGCGGUUGAAGUCUACAAUAAUGCUCUCUCUUUGUCUGAUAUUCCUCCCUCUUGGUUACACUCGUUGCUCUACUGUUCUCAACUCCCUGAUUCUCAGUCGUCUCUGGCAUGUGCUUCGCGUGGUAUCAACACCUAAAUCCUUCUUCAAAUCCGUUCAAUCCAUUAUAUCCCAAUUCAUUAAUUUUCGCAUUUUCCCCUGGAUCAGCUUUGCUACAGCUUGCUUGCCACGCUCUCAGGGCGGACUUGGUCUGCUGAAUCCAGAAUUGCAACAAGGUGCUCUACAAUUGCGUUGGCUUGGUCCCAUCCUCUCGACUUCUUCACUGCAAAUAUGGUCUCGUUGGCCCUUUUCACGUUCCAUUAUCCUUCCCUGUCUGCUUUCCUUUUUACAACACCAUCUCCAACAUCACAGCAAUGGCUACGGCCAUGACCCCAAAGAUCUGGAUCACUGGUUGCUCUUCUUGUUCCCACGACGUUGUCCUCUCAUACUCCUAACUGGACAAAGCUCCCUGUCCCUACUCCUUCAUGCCUUGGAACAAUUGCCACAUACAUUUGUGGGUGUAAUAGCCACUACGGCUACUUGUUUGGAGAUCCCAAUUUCUUACAUAAUCACUCCCACACCACCUGCUACACUUCCACAAUCAAUUGCUGACCUCCCUAUCUCUGUUGCAUACACCUACGAUCUCCACCACUUUCACUGUUUGCGUCCUAAACAUAGACAGGAAUGCAUUGUUUACCCGACAUUGUCACAUAAUGUCCAAGCUCUUGUCAGUGACCCUGAUACUACCAUGUCCUCUUUCUUUACACACGCCUUUACAGCUCCCUCUAGUGGAACUUUCAUCAGCCCUUCUCCCACCGCAAUAUUUGAUCACACCUUCAUCAACGUGCAUCCAUUUCUGCUUUCUCUUGGGCUGGUCCCCCGAUCUUCCGAUCCCUCCAGACUCAAACUGACAAUGAAAAUGUAUUGCUAA
Messenger RNA from Phycomyces blakesleeanus NRRL 1555(-), 3621 nucleotides. RefSeq lists its product as hypothetical. Bases 1 to 3621 code for a protein of 1206 amino acids. The transcript is spliced from 9 exons. The record is from RefSeq and is a predicted model, not a curated record. NCBI's taxonomy places the organism in Eukaryota, Fungi, Mucoromycota, Mucoromycetes, Mucorales, Phycomycetaceae.